Molecule: messenger RNA, 951 nt
Organism: Arachis ipaensis
Lineage: Eukaryota; Viridiplantae; Streptophyta; Magnoliopsida; Fabales; Fabaceae
Source: RefSeq, a predicted model, not a curated record
AUGGAGCUUUUCGGAGGUGAAAUCGGGAAACAAGCGUCGUGGGUCGUUGGCGUCCCACCUGUUAGGCACAGAUUGAAAAAGGUUGUGCGCGUGGAUUUGAACAUAAUGUGUCAGGAGCAGGUUGGUGCAACGGGUAUAUCAGUGGCAUUGGCAGUCACUACAUUCAUAGAACACCUUGGAAUGGAUAGUGGGAGCGAAGGGAACUCAAACUUUUCGGGUCAAUGGACUGAUGGAUGGAGUAGUGACUCCGACGAGGAAGAGGUCUGGAAGGGGGACGAGGGUGGCACAGUGCCUUCAUCGGAGUCACUAAGUGGUUCAGGCGAUCAAAUAAGUGAUUAUGUGAAAACUUCCAUGCUUUCAAACGUGGUUGCAUUGGAUGAUGCCGAAUUUCAUGGGGUUGAAGAGGCUUAUGCAAUAUAUGUGGUGUAUGAAAAGGCGACUGGAUUUGCUAUUCGAAAAAGUGAUUCCAUUAAAGAUGAUGAAGGCAAUGUUGUGAGGAAAUUUUUCUAUUGCAAUCGACACGGCUUGCGGGAGAAGAAGCAUUAUGAAAAGGUGGAUAGGAAGAGGGCACAUAAGACAGAGAUUACGACCAACUGCAAUGCGAAGUUCGUUGUGUUCUUAGACAAACAGAGUGGCAAGUGGAGGAUGAAGACCUUUGUUCAAGAUCACAAUCAUGAUUUGGCAUUGCCUGCUUUAACUAAUGUCAUGCUAGCCCACUGCAACAUCAAUGAAGGUGAUAAAGCCCACAUUCAUAGCAUGCAUGAAGCAGGAUUCCAAACCAGUCAGAUCAAGGGGAUCUUUCCAUAUCUGUCCGGUGGUUAUCGAAACGUGCACUUCAUAAAGAAGGACUUUUACAACUAUAUCGAUGAUGUACGUCACUCUCGGAUCGUUCAGCGAGAUGCACAGCAGCAAUCAUUUAUCUUAAGGGGAAAACUGAGGUGGAUCCAUUAG